AUUAAUAAACAAAAAAAAUAUGUACAGACAAUAUACACGAAUAAAAUCACUUUUGGAAUUUGAAAAUUUUCAAGAAGAUCUUUAUCAAAUGAUGUUAAAUAAUCCAGACAAAAGUCUUGCUGAAGUAUACGAUACUAUCAUCAAAAGAUAUAAAAAUAUCGAGUAUGAUUUUCCUUUUGCAAGAGCUGAAGCUAUCAUGAAAAAUGUACGUGAUGGAUAUUAUCCAGAUGAUCCAUGGACAUUAAAAGAAUACACAAAUGAACUUUUAUCAAAUAGAUGGAAAAAUUUGUUAACAGAAUGGCAAGAUGUGACAAUGAGUGUUCACACUAUUUUGUCUUAUGAUAAAAUGAGUUGGGUAACAGUAUUUGCUGAUUAUCAAAUUAUUCAAACACUUUUAAAUUAUCAUGAUUUUAAAAUUCACAUUGAUGUAUUUAAUUGUAAUACAUUGCCUGUAUUUCAUCAAAUAGUAACAGUGCUAGUUUUAAUUGACAACAGUUUCUUUCCAAUUGCUUGGUCAUUAAUGGAAAAAACAACAAUAGCAGCUUACACAACAGUAUUUCAAACACUAAAAAUUGUACAUGGUGCAAUGAUGGAACCAAAAAGAAUAUUAAUUGAUUUUUUUGAAAUAUCAUUGAGUAAAGCAAUUAAUGAAUGUUUUCCAACCACAACAAUUGUUUGUAAUUUUCCUCAUCACACAAGGAGUUUAGAAAGAAGAUUAGAAAAAUUAAGAGGAAUAAGACUAUUAAAUGAAAUGAAAAGAUGUGAAAAAGCAUCAGGUGUUUUUAAAUUAUUGACAAAUCUUGCAAAACUACCACCAGAUGAAAUUAAAAAUGCCUUCACCGAAUUAAUUAAAACAGAUGAUGUUGAUAUUGAUUUUUAUUUUGCUGAAUUAUUUAAACAUUAUCGACAAUGGUGGCUAGAUAUUGUAACGCCACAAAGAUAUUCUGUUUAUGGACAUGAUGAUUUAAUAAAUGCUAGUACAAAAGAUGCUGAAAAAAUAAAAAAUUCACUCUUAUGGGGACCAUUUAGAGUUUGGCAAUUUACAGAAAGAUUGAUGCAAGUAUUUAUACUUUUACGUAAAGAAUUAAAUUCAAGAAAUGAAGAAAUUUCAAUAUCAUUUUUAAAUUAA
This is a messenger RNA of Aphidius gifuensis, 1129 nucleotides long. RefSeq lists its product as uncharacterized. The coding region runs from base 20 to 1129 and encodes 369 amino acids. The record is from RefSeq and is a predicted model, not a curated record. NCBI's taxonomy places the organism in Eukaryota, Metazoa, Arthropoda, Insecta, Hymenoptera, Braconidae. The transcript is spliced from 5 exons.